Molecule: messenger RNA, 4787 nt
Organism: Rhea pennata
Lineage: Eukaryota; Metazoa; Chordata; Aves; Rheiformes; Rheidae
Gene: NKTR
Product: natural killer cell triggering receptor
Exons: 17
Coding region: 89-4534 (1481 amino acids)
Biological process (GO): protein peptidyl-prolyl isomerization; protein folding
Cellular component (GO): intracellular membrane-bounded organelle
Molecular function (GO): peptidyl-prolyl cis-trans isomerase activity
Source: RefSeq, a predicted model, not a curated record
GCGCGGGGCCGGGGGGAAGGAGAGGGAACAAAGCGCAGGAGCUGCCAGGCGCUGAGGGAGAAGGGGGCCCCCAGGGCUGCCUGCGGCCAUGGGGGUGCAGGACCGGCCUCAGUGCUUUUUUGACAUCGAAAUCAACCGGGAGCCAGUUGGUCGAAUUAUGUUUCAGCUCUUCUCAGAUAUAUGUCCCAAGACUUGCAAAAAUUUCCUUUGCUUGUGCUCAGGUGAAAAAGGAAUUGGAAAAACAACUGGAAAAAAACUGUGUUACAAAGGCACUACAUUCCAUCGUGUGGUUAAAAACUUCAUGAUUCAGGGUGGGGACUUCAGUGAAGGUAAUGGAAAAGGUGGUGAAUCUAUUUAUGGUGGCUAUUUUAAAGAUGAAAACUUUAUUCUCAAACAUGACAGAGCGUUCCUUUUGUCAAUGGCAAACCGAGGGAAACAUACCAAUGGUUCCCAAUUUUUCAUAACAACAAAACCUGCUCCUCAUCUUGAUGGUGUGCAUGUUGUCUUUGGACUGGUGAUUUCUGGUUUUGAAGUAAUAGAACAAAUAGAAAAUCUGAAAACUGACACUGCAAGUAGGCCCUAUGCAGAUGUACGAGUUAUUGAUUGUGGGGUGCUUGUUACAAAAUCAGCAAAAGAUGCUUUGGAGAAGAAGAGAAAAGUAUGUUCUGACUCAGAAGCUUCAGACUCCUCCUCCUCCAGUGCAUCAAGCUCUUCAGAAACUUCGUCUGAAAGUGAAACUGAAAAUGAAAGAAGUAGAAGAAGAAAGCGUAAAAGAAGAGCUAAAACUAAACAGUCAAGGAAACGAAGAAGAGAGGAGAGGAAGAAAGAGGAUCCGAGGUGCAAGCGAACCUCAAACCAAAGACGCAGUAUUUCUGACAAGAGUGAUGUAAAUGAAAAAGCAAUCGAUGUUAGCACAAAGAGGGACAAGCCUGUGGUACGUCCUGAAGAAAUUCCCCCAGUGCCUGAAAACAGAUUUUUGCUGAGAAGAGAUGUGCCUGUUGUCAACGUAGAACCUGAACCGAAGCAUCUUGAUGCUGCACCAGUUCUGACUGACCAGAAACCAUCAGUCUCUAAAUCGGGACGAAAAAUUAAAGGAAGAGGCACAAUACGAUAUCACACCCCACCUCGGUCACGGUCAUGUUCUGAAUCCGAUGAUGAUGAGAGUAGUGAGACCCCUCCCCACUGGAAAGAAGAAAUGCAGAGAUUAAGAACAUAUAGACCACCUAGUGGAGAAAAGUGGAGUAAAGGCGAUAAGUUGAGUGACCCAUGUACAAGCAGAUGGGAUGAAAGGAGCGCAUCCCGGAGAUCGAGAUCUUGGUCACCUAAUGGCUAUUCUGAUCUAAAUACAACGAGAUAUUCUAGCCAUCACAAAAAACACAGAAAAGAGAAAAAGAAAAUGAAACAUAAAAAGAAAUCUAAAAAGCAAAAGCAUUUCAAGAAGCACAAGCAAACUAAAAAAAAGAAAACAUCACCAUCAUCAGAUGUGGAAUCCUCUCAUUCCUUCCUCAGGAAGGCAAAAUCAUCUUGUGAUCAUGAGAGGAAAUCUCGUUCUUCUUCAUCGUCUUCUAGACAUUCAUCUAGAAGAGACUGGUCUAAAUCUGACAAGGAAGAUCAGAGUUCAUCGACUUUAUCCAGCAGAGAGACUCGGUCAUACAGGUCUAGGUCAAGGUCUAGAUCUAAAUCAAGAUCUUAUUCCCGAGGAAGUUCUAGAUCAAGAUCAGCCUCUAAAUCAUCACGUUCUCAAAGUAGAUCAAGAUCAAGUUCUAAUUCUAGACAUCAAAAGACAGUUUCCAAUUCACCUCGAAAUAUUUCGGCACGAUUAAAUGAAAAUAAGUUGAAUAAGACUACUGACCCUGUAAGAGCAGUUAUAUUACCGACUGAUAAAGUUAUUGUACCACCAGUUGUCCCAGAAAACCUCCCUGUUAUACCCUUAAGUGAUAGCCCACCACCUUCAAGAUGGAAACCUGGGCAGAAACCAUGGAAGCCAUCUUAUGAGCGAAUUCAGGAAAUGAAAGCUAAAACAACACAUCUAAUACCUGCACAAACUAAUUAUAAUUUAGUAAUUAUUAAAGAGGCUAAUAUUUCUUCAUCCUACCAUAAGCAACAAAGGAGUUCAGAUAGUGAUCGAAGUGGUUAUUCCAAAUAUCAUAGUGACAGAAGCUCAGAUAGUUGGCUGAGGUCAAGAAGCAGGUCCUCUCGAAGUAGGUCAUACUCAAGAUCUUAUACGAGAUCAAGAAGUCCAUCUAGCUCAAGAACAAAAUCCCGUUCUUCAGGCAGAUCGCCAUCACUAAGUAAAUACCACAGUGACAGGUCAGGUUAUAGUGAGUCAACAUCUUAUUAUUCCCUUAGUAGUGAUGAUAGGCACAGAAACAAAAGAAAAUCUGCAGCCAAGGAGCAAAACACUCGGUCUCUUAAAAUAAGACAAGAAACUAGCUCUGAACGUACUCUCCAUUAUAAAGGUACUAAAGACCAUGAUGAAUCUUCUCAAGGUUUAAAAGAGAGUGACAGUUUAUCAUCUUCAGACUUUUCUACUGAUAGUGAGCGUUCUGUCAAAACAAAAGUAGUCCAGGAAAAAGAUAGCCAUUUUCAGUCAGAAACAGAUGCUCAGAAACAGGAUAAAAGUAACCUUAGUUCUGAGAGAAAAGAGGAAAAAUUGAAGUGUGAACGAGAUUCUGAUCAUUCGAAAAAGAAAGCUGUUAAGGAGAAAUCUUCUGGGCAAUCUAGAGGUGGUGCAAAAACUAAACAAAAAUCCUACUCGGGUAGUAAAUGGGACUCAGAGUCAAAUUCAGAACGAGGAGAUGCUAGGCAUAACAGAGGAGAUUCCAGACCUUCCUCUGGUAAAGAGGAAGGAGAGGCCUCUUCAGGAUCUGAUACAGAGCUUAGCGUUACCAAAAGGACAAAAACAAAAUCAAAUUCUUCAGAAGGUUUUUUGGAUUCUGAUUGUACUUGGAAGACAAGCAAACAGCAGCUAUCCUCUUCUGAAUCUGAGAGUUCUCAUUCUAGCUCAAUAAAUACUAGAGGAAAGUCAAAAAAACACAAACAUGGAUUGAAAAAGACUCUUAAAAAAUCACAUUCCAAAAAAACAAAAGAAAAAUCAAAAGGGAAAAAAGAGAAGAAACACAAAGUUCAGAAAAGAAAAGAAAUGUUUCACUGGCAGCCCCCGCUGGAGUUUGGUGAAGAAGAGGAUGAUGACCUAAAUGAAAAGCCAGUCACCAAGGACGAUAAGAAAGAAAAGCAGCUUAUCAGAGACAUAAAAGAUAAAAAACAAGACACUUACGAAAAUGAUGAAAUACUCAAAGAUACAAUAGGAAAUGGUGAAAAAUCUUGUGCAGAUGAAAAUUUCUUAGGUAAAAACACUACAUGUGAUACUUCAUCAGAUCACAGUAACCUUACUAAAGAUAACAUUGAACCAAACACUUCAACCAGUACGCUAAACUCGGGUAUAAAUGUGACUGCUUCCAGGAAUGAGAUUAAGCAUACUGAAGAAAGCAUUCAGAAUGGACUGGAAGAUGUUAUUCAGACAGAUGACAACAUGGAAAUUUGUACUCCAGAUCGUAACUCGCCGGGAAAGGUGGUCGUGGACGUUUUGUCUCCUGUCAUCCUCGGUACUAAACCCCAGGCUUUAAGUGUUAGUAUGAACAAAGAUGUACAGAUUGAAACCCCUGAACCAGAUGCUGUCAAACUAGGAAACAGUAUUUUAGAACUGAUUAAUAUCAAAGAAGAAAAAGAAGUAGGAAGACAAGAAAAUAAUUCUGUUUCAGUGUCUAGCGCUAAAGACAGCAGUUUAAAAAGUGAAACAACUGAAAAUACGCACCGUAAUGUGGUGGAUAAUAAAUGGAAGCCUUUGCAAGGUGUUGGCAAUUUACAGUCAGCUACUGUUAGUACUGCCACAGAAGUUAAGAAUGCAGUUUCAGCUCCAGAGCCAAAACCAACAGGUUUAAGAAUUGAAAUAAAAGCUAAGAAUAAAGUAAGGCCUGGAUCUCUGUUUGAUGAAGUUAGAAAAACAGCACGGCUCAAUCGAAGGCCAAGGAACCAAGAAAGUUCCAGUGAAGAAGAAUCUCCAAGUAGAGAUGACAAUAGCCCAUCCAGGAGUCUUAGUAGGUCACGAAGCAAAUCUGAAUCCAAAUCCAGACACAGAACAAGAUCCAUAUCUUAUAGUCGCUCAAGAAGUCGGUCACGAAGUUCUACAUAUUCAUAUAGGUCAAGGAGCUAUACAAGAAGCCGAAGCAGAGGAUGGUAUAGCAGAGAUCGGUCAAGAAGUCGAAGCAGCUCUUAUCACAGUUACAAGAGUCGCAGUCGAAGCUAUAGUAGAAGUAGAUCCAGAAGUAGUUCUUACGGUCAUCGCAGUCGAUCCAGUAGGUCAUACACUUAUGAUAGUUACUACAGCAGAAGUCGAAGUAGAAGUAAGAGGAGUGACAGCUAUCGAAGAUCUAGAAGUUAUGAUAGACGAUCCAGAUCGUAUGGCUCUGACAGUGAAAGCGAUCGCAGUUACUCUAACAAUCGAAGUCCCAGUGAAAGCAGCAGAUAUAGCUGAAAAUGUUUCUUUGACGAUGGAAAGUAUAUUUAAGAAUUUUGUCAGUGUUGUGUAAAAACAAACAAAAAUGUUGUUUUGACAGUGCUGCAGGUGAAGUUGAAGGAUGUUUAUACUGAGUGAGCUGAAACUUUACCAUUUAGCAGUGAACUCAUUUGACUGACUGUGUACCUAUAGAGAGAAGUUGCUGAUCUCAACUCAACUGUUUUUAUGUCAAAUGUACUUUUACAAAAUAGGAAAAGUUGUUUUUUUUUUU